Messenger RNA from Danio rerio (zebrafish), 4402 nucleotides. The record is from RefSeq and is a predicted model, not a curated record. Lineage: Eukaryota; Metazoa; Chordata; Actinopteri; Cypriniformes; Danionidae.
AGCCAUCUGUCGUCUAACCUUUGAAUACAGAUGCGCUAUUGAAUGUGAUUUAAAUUAAAGUGUAGAGAUUGCAAAUGAACAAUCUGUUGCUGUAGGUGUAACUGCAGUGCGAGCGCAAACAAAAGCCCGUCGAGGAUGUGCGCAAAACGUCUAACUCCGCCAUACCACCUUAAAUAAGCGCCGCUCAUCGGCGCAGAGCGUAGCGGAUGGUUCUCUUCGCAAGUAGUCCACCUUAAGCGCACAUAGUGGGUAAACGCAGGCGUAGAGCGAGGCUUCCGCUUCAUUCCCAGCCGGGCUCAGAGCGGAUCACUUCGGAGACAAGAGAGAGAAGCGCUCGGCCGAACCAGUGCGCAAUCAUGUCGGAACCAAAAUACCAAGAGUGGAUCCUAGAGACCAUCGACUCUCUGCGCUCGAGAAAAGCGAGACCGGACCUGGAGAGGAUUUGCCGGAUGGUUCGAAGAAGACACGGGUCAGACCCGGACCAGACCAGGGCUGAACUAGAAAAACUGAUCCAGGAGCAAACUGUGCUGAAAGUUAGCUACAAGGGGUCCAUUUCGUACAGGAACGCAGCUAAAGUGCAAAGAAAAUGCAGAAAGAGACCCGAGCAAACCACCGACAGCAGCAGCGGCAGCGGCGAGUCAGUGGCAGAACAAACCAAACACGCCGCGUUCACAAACACCGGCGACAGCGCGCUCAGCCUCACGGACCAGGAGGAGGAGGAGAGCGGAGACAAGGAGCCCGAGGAGCCGCGGGUGAGCCCCAGUCCUGACCCGCCGCUUCAAUCCUCGCCCUCCACUCUCGAAAAGGAAGACAAGAUUUUACCACUACAUAGCGGAAACAGUUUGGUUAGUUGUGGCGCAACGGGCUGCUCUGCCGGGAGCGAGAAAGCAAGUGCAUCGAAAGAGCGGAGAUCAGUGUCCGCGGCGGGGGGAGGCGGCUCUGGCCCCCGCGAUGCUUCAAGUGCAGGAGAGGAGAUGUUGAGCGCGGGCCACGAGGGCACUGAUGAGGAGGAGGAGAAGGAGCAGAAAACUUGCUCGAGCGUCAGUUCGCCUCAGAAAAACAGGCUCUCUGCGCCCUCCAAACUCAAGCCGGGGGUGAAGGGCUCCGCUGUGCGCGGCUCCGAUUCCCCGGAGGAGAACAGUACCGAUCUGGGCGACAGAUUAAUGGAUGCUGUCCGAAGUAUGUCCGAGAGACACCGGGGCUCCGCCGCAACACGGGGCCACGCACCGCCAGGGCUGAAAGAGAUACUCGACUACCUCUGCACACAGAAAGGCAUGCCCGGCGAGAAGCUGACCCGCAACCGCGUUAAAGUGGUGCUGGAGCGCGAGAUCGAGAGGGGUCGGCUGCGCAGGACCCGCCUCGGCCACAUCACUCUACCCGCGAGGGGGAUGGGGGCGGCCAAGCCGUCCGCGCGACUCCUGAAGAGCGCACUGCAGGACAGACAUCUCGCGAAAAAGGAAGAGCUGAAGGAUGAAGAUGGGAUGGAGGUGGAGAGUGAGGGAAACGGCACAGAGGAGCCGACAGCGGAGGAUCUCCCCGAAACCGUCCCUGAUGAAGAUCCCGUCAGUGUGAAAACAGGCACUGAGCCGCCGUCACCCGAGAUGGAGGCCGAGUCUGAUCAUGCCACCAGAUCGCCCAUGAUGACAUGUGAAGGGGAAUCCCAGACUUCAUCAUCUCUGCAGCUGUCAAACCACUGCUCCAUACUGCAGCAGGCAGACGUGGGCGAAAGUCAAGAGCAGACAAUGUGUGCUGAAGCUGAGGAUUCUGGGACAGAGAAACCCGCAGAUCCGUCUGAUCAGCGACAUCCCAGCGUGGAGGAUCAGAUGCUUGUUAUGUCAGAAACUGUAAAGCCGCCAUCAUCGAUUCCUAUAAGAAACUGCUGUAAGCUGGAGGUGGGAGUUUCCUCAUGUCUGCUGACUCCCUCUGCUUCUCCAGGAGCCGCUGAAGAACGAGGGAUGAAUGAAGGAAUAGGCUUUGUGAAGUCAGAGUCCAGUGUGGUGAGUCCAGUGGACUGGACAGUGGCAGACGUGGCCAGUUACUUCACUGCGGCUGGGUUUCCAGAGCAGGCGAUCGCCUUUAGGACGCAGGAGAUUGAUGGGAAGUCCCUUCUUCUAAUGCAGAGGAAUGAUGUGCUGACAGGCUUGUCAAUCAGACUUGGCCCCGCCCUCAAGAUCUACGAAAGACACGUGAAGGUUUUACAGAAAACACAUUUCCAAGAUGACGAAGCUUUCUGCUGAUAAAGUCACACACUCAUGUGUGCGUGUGUAUAAAUGUAUAAAUGUGUGUGCAUAUAUAUAACCGCAUUAAAAAACUGAACAAUAUUUACUUCACACACAUAGUCAUGCGUACAAUGUAUAUAUAUUUUCAAACCGUAAUCCCAUGGAUAUUGGAAUACAAAUAUUGUCUCUGCGAAAACUGACUGGAAUGAACAGAAUUAAGCUGAAAGAGGAGUAUAUGGGGACUAAGAAGACUGAAAAGAGAAAUAUAAUGUUGUUUUUUUGUGGAAAGACUGUUUUGUGCAGUUAAUGCUGCUCCAGUGGAUGCCACUGUUUGGGUCGUGGCCUUUGACCCUGAAUUCAUUUCAUGAAGUGGAUUUCUUCUGCAGAACCUCCACUAGAGGGCAGAAUUUCAUUGUCUAUGUAACCUCAAACAAAGACUGGAUGUGUUUCCACAGCGCACAGUGAUACUUAUUUGCUCAGAAACAGUCCGGCUACAGUUCUGGAGAUAUACAUUCUGAUUGGAAAUUUGUUCUCGGAUGAUGAACUUUUUCUUGUAAUGGUCUUCCUUCAGUGAUGGACUACAUGUCUUCUCUUUCUGAUCUGGAGCAUCUAAUGUUCUUCCCAGUGUUUUUUGCGUCUUGCUUCAUUACUUCAGAAAAGACGUUUGUGUAUGUUUAUGCAGACUUCCUGCACACAAUCGAUUGAUAUGUAGGAUCUCCCUUUAAAAGCGAGUGAAUUUGACUCUUUUAAUCUCGGAUUUGCCAGCCAUAUUGUGGCCCGCAUGUGGAAUAUCACCAUUGAUGACUGGGCAGACGUUUUGUAAAUAUAGAUUUGGAUCAAUAUAGAAGUCCAAGUUGCGAGGCAAUGGAGAUAUUCCUUCACCAGCAUUUGUAGAACGUGUCUGAAUGUCCUUAAAUGCACAACGUUUGUACUAUAUAUAUAUAUAUGUCAACCCAUUAGAAAUCACUGUAGUUGCAUAUCGUCGGGAACAAUUUGUGUAAAACAAUCAAAUGAUACUGGAAGUGUCCGUUUAACAAAAUACAAAGACUGACUUGUGAGGAAGGACGGGACAUGUUGAAAUGCUAAUGUUUGUUAAUCUGCCCUUUGGCUUUAGUGUUUUGCAUCGUUAAACUUAUUGCACAUGCAAAUGGAUCCAUCACGCCUGUAAAUGAAACUGUUACUGAUUCUGUGCAAUAGGUCAGUUUGAUUUCAGAGUUGAAUGUUUUGGCUGACAACUGUAGCACCUCCAAUUAAUUUAUUUCUUUGUAUGUUUGUUUAUAAAAUAUUAUCUUCAUUUUUUAUUAUAUGAUGACUCCCUGUCUAAAAUACACAGUUCUCUGACUGGUUCUUUUAUGGUCUGACAUUGUCUUAAAGGGCAUCUAUUAUGAAAACAAUCACUUUUAUAAGGGGUUUAAGCACAGUGGUGUGUCAGCAGUCUGUGAAUAUAGCCAGGCUCAAAUGGUGAAACUUUGUUCAUUUUAUUUUUUAUAAUCACUUAAUAAAUAGUCUGCAGAAACACUUCGAUUGACAUUAUGGGAAAACCCUGCACACUAGUGACCAUCUCUCCCUUAUUAGCAAAGGAAGUUAGUCUUGUUUUUGAACCUGCCAUUAUGCUUUAAUACACAGGCAUUUGUAGCUCCGCCUCCUUUAAAAAAAUUGUGCAAUCUCAUUUGAAUUUAAAGCAACAGUCACCAAAACAGGACAAUUAGGAUUAAAGAGGGUCAGUUUCUAAAAAUUAUACACUUUAUUUGUGUGGUAUUUUGAGCUAAAGCUUCACACACACUCUCUAGGGACAUCAAGGACUCAUUUUACAUCUUGUAAAAAGGAGCAUAAUAGGUCCCCUUUAAGACUACUUGCAAUAUCAAACGCUGGAGCUCAAUGUAGCUUAAUAAUAUCAUUUUUUUCUGUUAAGGCACUAUUACUGUUCUGACUUAUUAAUCAAAACAGAAUGUCAACAAAUCCUUACCAAUUAGUUUGUUUUUAGUGAAUCUGUCUAUAAAACACAUCAACAAAUGCCCCAAAACAUACCCAGCAAGCAUUUAUUUGAGUUUAAAAGAUGUGUAAAAAUGUCUAAACUUGGCUAAAACACUUUCUAAAAAAUGCUGGAUUGUCAUAACACAUGUUGGGUCAAAUCCAAAGCCCAGUUGUUGUCUUAGGUGUCAUUAAAUAAUAAUAAUAAUUCC